Messenger RNA from Schizosaccharomyces osmophilus, 930 nucleotides. RefSeq names its product zinc finger C2H2-type, ZNF277-like protein, implicated in transcriptional regulation. The transcript has 3 exons. The coding region runs from base 1 to 930 and encodes 309 amino acids. The record is from RefSeq and is a predicted model, not a curated record. NCBI's taxonomy places the organism in Eukaryota, Fungi, Ascomycota, Schizosaccharomycetes, Schizosaccharomycetales, Schizosaccharomycetaceae.
AUGCUUUCUUGUCCCUUUAGCUGUAAAUCACAAGGGUAUUCCCCUACGGAAUUCAUUCAUCACUUGGACACACCUCAUGAUAUCCCUUUGGCUGCUUUGAGUUCAAAUGCUUUUUUAUGCGCUCCCGAAGUCUUCUCUCAUUUAGAAGCUAAUAGAUCUUUUGCACAGAAUCCAAAAGAGCUUCUUGAAAACUCACAAGCGGACGCCUUAAAGCGUGUCUUAAAAGUCCAACAAAAGGAAAGAGCAGCCGGAAAGGAAAAAUUAUUUCAAUGUCUCUUUUGUGGGUCAAAACAUUUAUACACACGUGAAGAAUGGUUCGAACAUAGCUUUGACGUUCAUGAACUCAACAUUGGAUUAUCGGAUAACGUUGUUUAUUUUGACUUGUUUCUAAGCAAAAUGAAAAAAGAAUUAAAGGAAGUUCGCUGUCUUUUUUGUUCUGCGUCUUUUCCAAACGCUGACAUCCUUUAUGAUCACAUGUACAGAAAGCGACAUUUCAGAUUGAAUUCAAAGUCGUCCAAAUAUGAUGAGCACUACAUCGUAAAUUAUGCUUCCAUUAUAAAACCCUUUGCUUCUUCCAGUGCCGACAAAUUCCUGGCUGACGAAAAUGACUCAGAAACUGUAUCUGAUAUAAACGAUGAGGACGCAGAACCAAUUAUCGCUAAAUGUGUAUUUUGUGAGGAACGAUUAGAACCCGAGGAAUGCUUUCGACAUUGCAAAACAAUCCAUAACUGGGAUCUAUUCUCUAUUCGAAAGCUAUACCAUUUGGACAUUUAUGGUACAAUCCGCGUUAUUAAUUAUGCUAGAGCUACUCAGUCAAAAGACAUCCCUAAGAAAAACGAUCCUUUUUGGACUGAAUCUAUAUGGCUCAUUCCAGUCUUGGAAGAUGAUGCAUUAAUAAUUUCUCUCGAUGAAUCUGCAGAAGAUACAUGA